This is a messenger RNA of Nelumbo nucifera (sacred lotus), 1097 nucleotides long. RefSeq names its product ADP-ribosylation factor 2-like. The record is from RefSeq and is a predicted model, not a curated record. Gene Ontology annotation, molecular function: GTPase activity; GTP binding. Lineage: Eukaryota; Viridiplantae; Streptophyta; Magnoliopsida; Proteales; Nelumbonaceae.
CACAUAAAAACGCCAAUUAGGUCGGUUAGAUAUUUCCCCGCGCAAUUUGCGUCGUGAAUCUUCACCGUCCAAUUUAUACGUGUCAAAUAAAAGAUUCUAUAUUCUUUUCAAAUGGUAACGGCUACUACCGAAAGAUGAAAGAAAGAACUAAAGAGCAGAAAUGUUGUUCCCUUUAUUCUCUCCUUUCCCUCAUUGGAAUCCUAUUCUUCUCCUUUAUACCCUUGACCAACGACGCCUGAUAGAUGAGAUAAGAUAGCAAAGCAGCUCGGAAAGAGGUCCUUCCACUUCUCUGUUUCCUCACAUCGUUGGAACUUUCCCAUCUCGCAGUUAUCAGUUGCAGAAAUGGGUAUGUACUUGUCUCGACUUGUAAAGGCUCUCUUUACAAAGCGAGAAAUGAGGAUUCUGAUGGUGGGUCUUGACGCUGCUGGGAAGACAACAAUCUUAUACAAGCUAAAGCUUGGAGAGAUCGUUACUACCAUACCUACCAUUGGUUUUAAUGUGGAAACAGUGGAAUAUAAAAAUGUUAGCUUCACUGUCUGGGAUGUAGGAGGGCAAGAUAAGAUUCGGCCUUUAUGGAGGCAUUAUUUCCAGAACACCCAAGGGCUGAUUUUUGUGGUGGACAGCAAUGACAGAGAGAGAAUUUCAGAAGCUAGGGACGAGCUACAUCGAAUGCUGAGUGAGGAUGAACUACGUGAUGCAACAUUGCUUGUGUUUGCAAACAAGCAAGACCUUCCAAAUGCUAUGAAUGUUUCUGAAAUCACUGAUAAACUUGGCCUACACUCACUCCGUCAGCGCCGUUGGUACAUCCAAAGUACUUGUGCAACCUCUGGCCAAGGACUCUAUGAAGGUCUUGAUUGGUUAUCUAGCAAUAUAUCUAACAAGGCUUAAACAGUUGCACUACUAUUUGAGUUGUGGAUUCCCUUCCAGUUAUGUAUCUCCCCAUGUCCCUAAAGUUACUAUGGCAGGUCAUAGAAAGAAAGAGUUGAAUUGUUAUUAAGAAUGUAUCCAAAUGCUUUGAGAAAACUAUUGUGUGAAGACUACUUUACUAAAUCAUUAUAAAUAUAUUAGUUUGCAUUGGAAAGUAUUUGGGUUCUUCA